Molecule: messenger RNA, 1697 nt
Organism: Papaver somniferum (opium poppy)
Lineage: Eukaryota; Viridiplantae; Streptophyta; Magnoliopsida; Ranunculales; Papaveraceae
Product: protein RETICULATA-RELATED 4, chloroplastic-like
Exons: 9
Coding region: 243-1445 (400 amino acids)
Source: RefSeq, a predicted model, not a curated record
AUAUAAAAGUAAAUCUAAAAUUUCAUUUUUAUUUCUCUGUUUUGUCAUCAAUAAAAAGAAAAACGACAGAGGAAAUAGGGGGAGGAAAAAGAACAAAACCAAAUCUUGAUUUUGCUGAAGGCGAUUCGAAAUAAUUCUACUCCUCUUCUUCUCUCUGUACCAGUCCGGCAAUCCAAUAACAUUAAAAGUGUGAGAAUUCUCACGCCUCACUGUUACUACUAAGAUCUUUAGAAGAGAGACAUAUGGCAAUCACUGCGGGAUUCAGUACGUCAACAAGGUCUUCUUUGAGUUUUCUUCAACUCAAUCUGAACCGUUCAUCAGCAUCAUCUUCAACAUCAGCAUUUAAUAAUUCCUCCAAUCGCCGUCACUUCUCUAUUACCACAAAUCCUGCUAACAAUACCAAUAAUAAUUUGUUGAAAUGUCAAUCAAAUAGUUUAAAUUUAAAAAGAAGAAAUCCAUCUAUAGUAGUUUCCUCAGGUGGUAAUAAUAAUAAUAAUGGUGGUGGUGGUAGUAAUGAUAAUGGAGGUGGCAGUGGCGGUGGUGAUGGAGAUAACGGGAAUAGUGAUGAUGAAAAUGAGAAGAAUAAAGCAGAGGCGAUGCUGGUACUGAGUGCGAUUGGGAGGUCAUUAGACAGCAUACCAUCGGAUCUUGCUUCUGCGAUUGUGGAUGGAAAAAUACCAGCAUCAAUUGUGCAUAGGUACCUCAAUCUGGAGAAAUCAAGUGUUUUCAAAUGGUUGCUUCAAUUUGGUGGAUUUAAGGAGCGUUUGUUAGCUGAUGAUCUUUUCUUAGCUAAAAUGGGUAUGGAGUGCGGGGUUGGUAUCUUUACUAAGACUGCAGCAGAGUAUGAGCGGAGAAGAGAGAAUUUUAUGAAAGAGCUGGAUUUUGUUGUUGCAGAUGUGGCAAUGGCCAUCAUUGCAGAUUUUAUGCUCGUCUGGCUUCCUGCUCCGACUGUCUCUCUUCGGCCAUCUCUGUCAGUCAAUGCUGGGUCCUUGGCUAAGUUCUUCCACAGCUGUCCUGAUAAUGCCUUCCAGAUAGCUUUAGGUGGAACAUCUUAUUCAUUUAUACAGAGACUAGCUUCAAUAAUGCGUAACGGCGCCAAGCUUUUCGCAGUUGGGACCACUGCUUCCCUGGUUGGUACAGCUGCAACAAAUGCGUUGAUAAAGGCAAGAAAGACUGUCAACAAGUCCUCCGAAGGUGAAGUAGAAGAAAUUCCUAUAGUUGCAACCAGUGUUGCCUAUGGUGUUUACAUGGCAGUUUCAAGCAAUCUGAGGUAUCAACUGCUAGCCGGUGUAGUGGAACAACGGAUUCUAGAGCCCAUGCUGCACCAGCACAAGCUUUUACUUAGUGCUCUGUGCUUUGCUGUUCGUACUGGCAACACCUUCUUGGGAUCAUUAUUGUGGGUGGACUAUGCACGCCUGAUAGGAAUUCAAAAGGUGGAGGAGUAGAGAAAAGGAGUAGGAUCCUAAAAAUAAAUACAGUUUAUUAAGUGUUCUUAUCUAGGAGUUCAUUCACCCUCCCUUUCGUUGUUUCAUUUUUAUGUACUGCGAGAAGUGAUGAUAUUCUUUUGGAUCACAUUACCAAUAGGCUAAGUGGGAUGGCCAUUAUCCCAUCUUUUAAGAUCAAUUUUGGUACUGCUUUGAACUCUUAACAUUCUCCUCUUGUGUGUGGUUAAUUAUCAGUCUCAAACUCUCAAUCAA